UAUUUUUUAAUGGUAUUGGUAGGGGGAAAAAAAAAAAAAACAGAAUGAUAACAGAACGGUGUUACUCUGCAAGUGCAACAUGUGCUAGUUUCUCUCCACCUUACAUUAUUAGAGAUAACAACUUUAAACACCAACCAUGUAACAAGUUUACUCUAUGUUCAGCAACAUCUUCAUCUACAUCUAGUGCCAUAUCUAUAACUAAAAGAAGAUCUUUAUAUGUGUCUCUCAUCUGCACCACUUUAUCUUCAUUCAUAUUCUCACUUGCUCCUGCUUCAUCCUCUUCUCUCUCUCCUUCCUCCAAGUUCCCCAUAUCAGAAUUCUAUGAGCUCCCCAAUUCCAGUGGACUUAAGGUCUUAGACCUCCUUCUUGGUUCCGGUGAUGAAGUUCCUUCUGAUGGAGACAGGGUUGCAAUACAUUACUAUGGUAGACUAGCAGCAAAACAAGGGUGGCGCUUUGAUUCAACCUAUGACCAUAAAGAUGAGAAUGGUGAUCCUAAUCCCUUUGUCUUUGUUCUUGGGAGUGGCAAGGUUAUAGAUGGAAUUGAGAUGGCAGUGAGAUCAAUGAAAGUAGGUGGUAUCCGAAGAGUCAUCAUACCUCCAUCCCUUGGAUAUCAAAGCACAUCACAGGAACCAAUUCCACCCAAUUUCUUUGACAGGCAGAGGCUGUUCACAACCAUAUUUAAUCCAACUCGUCUUGCUAAUGGAGAAGGCUCCACUUUAGGGACACUUAUAUUUGACAUUGAACUGGUUAGCCUGAGGCAUCAAUGAAUUAAUUUGAGGGUAGUCAUAUUUCCUUAUCCAUUGUUAUUAGCCAAAUUCAGUUAUCUCAACCUAUGGUGUCGGCAAUGCUGACUUCCUUGUUGCUCAAACUUUUGCACUACCAUAUUAGAUUGGUUAUGUUAGAAGUUACAACUUAUUGGUCUUUCUUUUAACGAAUAAGAUGGAUCAUAUUAAAGACUGAAA
Messenger RNA from Arachis duranensis, 962 nucleotides. RefSeq names its product peptidyl-prolyl cis-trans isomerase FKBP17-1, chloroplastic. The coding region runs from base 45 to 767 and encodes 240 amino acids. The transcript has 4 exons. NCBI's taxonomy places the organism in Eukaryota, Viridiplantae, Streptophyta, Magnoliopsida, Fabales, Fabaceae. The record is from RefSeq and is a predicted model, not a curated record. Gene Ontology annotation, molecular function: peptidyl-prolyl cis-trans isomerase activity.